Messenger RNA from Raphanus sativus (radish), 2311 nucleotides. RefSeq names its product exocyst complex component EXO70A1-like. Gene Ontology annotation, molecular function: phosphatidylinositol-4,5-bisphosphate binding. The transcript has a single exon. The record is from RefSeq and is a predicted model, not a curated record. Bases 148 to 2037 code for a protein of 629 amino acids. Lineage: Eukaryota; Viridiplantae; Streptophyta; Magnoliopsida; Brassicales; Brassicaceae. Gene Ontology annotation, biological process: exocytosis. Gene Ontology annotation, cellular component: exocyst.
GCUGUUAAAAGCAUACAAAGUUAAAACCCGGAUGUGUUCUGCAUUUAAUUAAUAACCCAAAAAGCAUCUUUAAGCUCUUCUUCUACUGUUUCCCCUCUCUCUCUCUCUCUCUCUCCACUUUUUGUCUGUAUUCUCUCGUAUGAAACCAUGGAACCGCAGGAGCAAACUCACGGCAGCAGCGACGGAGACGACUGUUCCGUCUCCGGCUUCGACUCGGCCGAGAAAGUGAUCAUGAAAUGGGACGCCACGGCGUCAGAAGAAGCCAGAGAGAAGAUGAUAUUCACCGAUCCGCAAGAAGUGAAGCUUUACCUCCACGCCGUCGACGAAAUCCAACGGUACGUCUCCUCCUCCCCGGGAGAGGACCUCGAGUCCCGCGCCAGCUCAGCGAUCCAGAUCGCCAUGGCUCGCCUCGAAGACGAGUUCCGCAACAUCCUCGUCUCCCACAGCUCCCCCAUCAACUCCGACUCCCUAAUGUCCUCUUCUUCCCACGCCGAAGUCGAAGAAGACAACAACAACAACGAAGAAGAAGAUAAUAAUAAUAAUCAAGAAGAGGAAACGGAUCUUCUCAAACGAACCGGGUCCAGCUCCAGCUCCGGUUCAGCUACCACCGUCCGGUUACCGACCGGACGGGGUAGCUACAGCAGAUCCACGAGCAGCAUACGCGAGAUCGAGCUGAUCCCGAUCGACGCGGUCGUGUACUUGAGCUGGAUCGCCCGCCGCAUGGUCUCGGCCGGUUACCUCCGCGAGUGCAUUCAAGUCUACGGCAGCGUCCGCAAAUCCGCAGUGGACUCCUCCUUCCGUAGGCUAGGGAUCGAGAAGCUGAGCAUCGGAGACGUCCAGAGGCUGAACUGGGAGGCGCUCGAGCAGAAGAUCCGACGCUGGAUCCGUGCCGCGAAGGUAUGCGUGAGGGUGGUGUUCGCGAGCGAGAAGCUUCUCUGCGAGCACGUGUUCGAGAGCGUGGGAGCUGUCAACAUCCACGAGGCUUGCUUCAUGGAGACAGUCAAAGGUCCGGCGAUCCAGCUGUUUAACUUCGCCGAGGCGAUAAGCAUCAGCCGGAGAUCGCCGGAGAAGCUGUUCAAGAUCCUCGAUCUCCACGACGCUCUCAUCGAGCUUCUGCCGGAUAUCGAGUCGGUGUUCGAUCUGAAGUCUUCGGAUUCGAUACGGGUUCAGGCCGCGGAGAUACUGUCGAGGUUGGCGGAAGCUGCGAGGGGGAUACUGUCGGAGUUCGAAAACGCUGUCUUGAGGGAGCCGUCGAGGGUUCCUGUCCCUGGUGGGACGAUACAUCCGUUGACUAGGUAUGUGAUGAACUACAUUAGUUUGAUCUCUGAGUACAGACCGACGUUGGUUGAUCUCAUCAUGUCUAAACCGUCGAGGAACGCUACGGAUACGAACGCGCCGGAGAUGGACUUCUCGGAGGUUGAGAACAAAGGUCCUUUAGCUCUGCAUCUGAUCUGGAUCAUACUCAUCCUACAGUUCAAUCUCGAAGGGAAGUCUAAGUACUACAGAGAUGCGGCUCUGUCGCAUCUCUUUGUUAUGAACAAUGUGCACUACAUUGUCCAGAAGAUCAAAGGGUCGACGGAGCUAAGGGAAAUGAUCGGAGAUCUUUACUUGAGGAAGCUAACGGGGAAGUUCAGGCAAGCCGCUACGUACUACCAAAGAGCCGCUUGGGUCAAAGUGUUGUAUUGUUUAAGAGACGAAGGGUUAAGGACGAAGGGGAGCUUUGCAUCAGGUGUAUCCAGGAGUGCGUUGAGAGAGAGGUUUAAAUCUUUCAAUGCUCUGUUUGAGGAAGUUCACAGGGUUCAGUCACAGUGGCUGGUUCCGGAUUCUCAGCUGAGGGAAGAGCUGAAGAUUUCGAUAUUGGAGAAGCUUAGUCCGGCUUACAGAUCGUUUCUUGGACGGUUCAGGAGCCAUAUAGAGAGCGGGAAGCAUCCGGAGAAUUACAUCAAGAUUACAGUUGAAGAGCUAGAGACCGAGGUUCUUGACUUGUUCGAGGGGUUAACUGCAACUCAGCAGCAUCAGAGAAGACGAUCAGAAUGAGGAGAUAAGUGCUCUUUCUUUCUUUCUACUCUUCUGAGUUUUAGAGCUUUACAAAAAAAGAAACAGAUUCUUUGAAUUUUUUUUCGCAAUUUCGAGUUCUUUGCUUGAGAGCCAAGAACUAAAGCCAAGAAAGGACUGAUUCAACCUUUGAUUUUAAUUGUUCAGAUUCAUGAGUUUGUAAUGUUGUAUGAACUUAUAAUAUAUCUGUUUGGUUACUUGCCAAAUUUGUAGCUCACAUCUUUAUUUGUUCAUAUGAUGAAACUUAUUGUGUCAA